CGCGGCCUAAGCUCCGCCGCCCAAGUUCCACCACUGAUCGCCGCCACCGCCAGCCCCGCCUCUCACAAUCAUGAGUGACCCAAACCUGCCCAGCAACGCCGCCGCCGACGCCGCCGCCGCAGGUAUUUAUGAACUUUGUUUGAAAAUUUCGAAAAUGGUUAUUUAAAUUCGAUAAAUCCAUAGUUUUAUUAUGUUAAAAUGACAUUAAGAAGCUUUUGUUGAUGAAUUGUUGUCUGGAGAGCAGAUUUUUGAUUUGUUGUUCUUCAUUUUCAUUCGACCUGCAAAUGUCGUUUUUCAAAGGAAAAAUUCGACAUUUGCAGGUCGAUUUUGUAUGCUAUGAUUCGACAUCUUAAAGAUGUCGAUUUCUUAUCAUACAAUUCGACACCAAGAUGUCGAUUUUUUUAUGAGGAAUCGACAUCUACAAGAUGUCGAGAAACACUCAUAAAAAUCAACACCAAGGUGUCGAUUUUAUGGUCAAAAAUCGACAUAUAGAUGUCGAAAUUUAACUGUUUUUUUUUUUUUUUUUUUUUUUUAAUAAAUGUAACUGUUGUUGGUUUUUUGUAGAGGAUGCUCGUGUACGACAAACCGCUUCCCAUCGACUAUGUACCGCUAUUCGAUUAUUGAAGUAGUGUUAGAAUUAGUCGAUGCAUUUGAAAGGGUUUUUGUCGCCAUGUAAUUCUCGUUUCAUUUAUUGCAUAUUUGUUCUUCUCGUCGUGUUUAUUUGCCUCUUCUCAGAUAUAUAUAGUUCUUGUGCAUAAAGGUUACUUCGUUCAACAUUAUUUUUUUUACGAUAUUGAUUUCUUCGAUGGUUGUCGAUAGGCUCGAGCAUUUUAUGGAUUCCAAACUGCUAUGGAAAACAUACAUUCUGAGAUGUAUAGCUUGCUUUUGGAAACAUAUAUAAAGGACUCGAACGAAAAGCACAGAUUGUUUAAUGCAGUCGAAAACAUUCCUUGUGUUGCACGGAAAGCUAGUUGGGCUUUAAAUUGGAUUAAGAGUUCUAGCUCGUUUACAGAGAGACUUGUUGCGUUUGCUUGUAUUGAAGGCAUAUUCUUCUCCGGAAGCUUCUGUGCUAUUUUUUGGCUUAAAAAGAGGGGAUUAAGGCCGGGAUUGACAUCGAACGAGCUUAUUUCUAGAGACGAGGGUCUCCACUGUGACUUUGCUUGCUUAUUAUACAUGUGAUUUUAUCAUUCUUGU
Molecule: messenger RNA, 1194 nt
Organism: Erythranthe guttata (spotted monkey flower)
Lineage: Eukaryota; Viridiplantae; Streptophyta; Magnoliopsida; Lamiales; Phrymaceae
Source: RefSeq, a predicted model, not a curated record